Molecule: messenger RNA, 1290 nt
Organism: Cannabis sativa
Lineage: Eukaryota; Viridiplantae; Streptophyta; Magnoliopsida; Rosales; Cannabaceae
Exons: 8
Coding region: 192-1148 (318 amino acids)
Source: RefSeq, a predicted model, not a curated record
AUUAAUUAGUUUUAGUACUUUACUCGUAGAAUCGUAGUUAUUGCCAAGCAUUUUUCAGGUGAAGGGGUACAUAGUAAUUUUGUUAGGACUUAUCUGAGAAGAAAAAAAAAAGAAAACGAAAAGCAACAGACUUAAACCCCGGCCGAUUUUAAAUUCGACGGUGCACAUAUAUACAUACUCACUCCAUAUAGAUGUACGCAAACGCUGCCAUAGCUACACCACACUCCCAUUUUUCUACUUCUUCUUCUUCUUGGCAAUGGAACAAGAACAACAUCAGCCUUUUUCCCUCUUCCCAAAAGUCCUUGUUCUCACCUCCACAGCAGCCUCCGACCCUUUUCAUAUCUGCAGCUUCUCCUUCCAAUGGGAAUUUUGUUAGCGGCGAAGAUGAAAGCUCCGUUAAUAUUAGCAGCACCUCAAGUGGGUCGUCGGCGGCGAAAGGGUCGGGCACGAGUGCGAGAAGUCGGAGGCUCCUGAAGAUUCGGGAAGAGAAGAGGAAACGGGAGCACGAUCGACUCCAUAAUUAUCCUUCUUGGGCAAAAGUUUUGGAAGAUGCUUGCAAAGAUGACACCGAGCUCCGAGCUGUUCUUGGUGAUAGCAUAGGCAAUCCUGAGCUUAUGAGGAAGAAGGUUGAAGAAAGAGUUCGGACAAAGGGUAGAGACUUCAGCAAAUCAAAAACCGGUUCUGUUCUUGCUUUCAAAGUCAGCUUUAGAGACUUCAACCCUAUUGAUUCUUACAUAUGGUUUGAACUAUAUGGUUCACCGACUGAUCGAGAUGUUGAUAUUAUUGGUAGUGUUAUUCAAUCAUGGUAUGUCCUCGGUCGCUUAGGUUCAUUCAACUCUUCUAAUCUUCAGUUGGCCAAUUCAUCCGUAGAGUAUGAUCCUCUUUAUGAUGCAGAGAAGGGUUUCAAAGUUAUGCCCUCAUCAUUUCAUGACAUCAGUGACGUUGAAUUUCAGGACAACUGGGGUCGUGUCUGGGUUGACCUUGGUACAGCAGAUAAUUUUGCCAUUGAUGUACUUCUCAACUGCUUGACAGUCUUGAGUUCAGAAUAUAUAGGAAUUCAACAAAUAGUUUUUGGGGGUCGUAGCAUGGGUGAUUGGGAAGAGGGGAUGACAAGCCCUGAGUAUGGAUAUAAGUACUUCAAGAUCUAAGCUUUAUUGUGUUUUGGAUGCGACUUAAAUAACCCAUUUCUCUGUUCUAGCUCACAAUUUCCGAACUGGUGUAUAACAUACAAUUUCCGAAUUUGUGUAUAUCAUACGUGCUUCAUGUAUCUAUCCUUUUGAUUUUAUGCCA